CUCAAUGCCAACGAGCCACAAGCAAAGAAAGGCCACCUCUUUUGCUUGAACACCUCUUCGAUAAUACAACAAGCAUCAACAGUCCCUGUGUAAUUGAAAUGAUACUCAGAGGUCGAGAAAUAGGCUUGUAAUUUGUAUCUAGGCUCGACCGCCGACGCGGCUGUCUCCGGCGACUAUGCCUGCUAUCUGACUAGGUUUUUGUGUCACUAGCAUCAAAUGAGCGGCCGCGGUGGAGGACGUGGCGGGAGAGGUGGCGGCCGCUUCGGCGGCCGAGGGGGGGCACCCAUGGGUCCUGUUGCACGAGACGAGGAUGGCACUAUCCUGGCAACAGCUCCCGCAGGGCCGCCGCCCCUCUUCCCGGAGACAGAGCUGCCGGAGCAUCCGGAGAUCACAGCCAAAGACAAGAUGCUGUUGUUGCGGCGGUUCGAGCUUUCGCACCGGUCCAAGUUCUCUCCGUAUUUCCUCGAACUGCCCAAAUCACAGAAGGACACGGGAGCGCUCGACGAAGCCUUUGACCCCUACAAGGCCCCUGAGGCUGCGGCGGCGGGGGCGGCGGCGGCAGCCGCAGGCGGGGCGGCAGCCGCCAACGGCGCGGGGCCGUCCGGCGGCGCGGCGGGUGCGGGCGCAGGGGCGGUGGCGGCGGCGACAGCGCCGUCGGGCAUCGUGGGCUCCAAACGCAGCCGGCCGCCGCUGUCGUCGGUGAUGACCCUGAUACCGGACUACUUCCCGGAGGACUUGUACACAAGCAAGGACAUGAGGGCCUCCCGGCUUCAAACACUCAAGGGGCAAGACGCCUAUUUCCGAGCGCAGGCCCGAGGAGGAGACGACGCCACGAGCCUGAAGCGGCUGGAGCAGCUGGCCAAGAUGGAGGGGGCGCGCGAGGGCGAGGAGGGCGGCGGGGCGGGCGGGCGCAAGGGGCCGGGCGGCGAGGGCGGCGAUGAGGAGGAGGGCGCUGAGGAGGAGCAGCUGCACGACACGGACGAAGAAGAGGACAUGGAGGACGACGACUACUACCAGGGCGAGCAUUUCGACGAUGACGAGGGCUAUGGAGAUGCCUUUGAUGAGGGCGGCGACGAGGGGCCGGUCUACUAACACACAGGCCCGCACACAGGCCCGCACACGCAGGCCCGCUCCAUGCGGCUUGAAGGAGCUUGAGUGCAUGGUCGGGCGUGCUGCCACUAACACCGUGGGAGGCGCUGUGGGAUGGUGGUCGUGCUGAUGUGACAGUAGCACUGUGACAUCGGGUCGGUGGGACCAUGAGGCGCACGGCGCUGCAGCUGCAUAAAUGAGUAAUGCGCACGAUGCUUUUAACGUUAUGUCUGUGGCCAGGGUUGGCUGUGGGAGUGUGGGCGCCCAAGGGCUCCACUGCACCUGCGCCGUUGUGCGGUGCGUGUCGCCAGGCAGGCAGGCAGGCAGGCGGUGCGUGUCGCCAGGCAGGCAGGCAGGCAGGCAGGCGGAUGGGACGGUUUGCAGGCCAUGGACUUGUGGGCUUGCAAUAGUCCAGCCGGGAGCGGCGGGGGCGAGGGGUCGGUUGACACGGGUUGACAGACUCCACGACAGACAUGCCGCAUUCGCGAGAGAUUGAGACGAGCAACUUUGCGUUCGUCAGAUGCAAUCACUUGGGUUCUCAUAACACGACAGUCUACGCAAAUGGAUAUUAUCAUAUGAUCGAUUUCGGAUUGCAGAGUGAAGCAACAUGGCGCGAGGUCGAAGCUUGACAGCUGUGUGAUCAAGUGCCCCCUGCCAACAGCCGUGUAGCUUCGAGGACCACAAUGACUUAUUUGGAGGUCAAGCGCGAUCGAGGCGACGAGUAGCGAACUUUG
Messenger RNA from Chlamydomonas reinhardtii, 1823 nucleotides. RefSeq lists its product as uncharacterized. Lineage: Eukaryota; Viridiplantae; Chlorophyta; Chlorophyceae; Chlamydomonadales; Chlamydomonadaceae. The transcript has 7 exons. The record is from RefSeq and is a predicted model, not a curated record. Gene Ontology annotation, biological process: transcription by RNA polymerase III. Gene Ontology annotation, cellular component: RNA polymerase III complex. Bases 217 to 1092 code for a protein of 291 amino acids.